AUGCCUAAAGUUGCGAGACAGAAGCGUAACAACGCUUCACAGGGUCUUUCAGAUGCUGCCGCCAAGACCAAAGCUGCUCACAGCAUCUUCAAGAUGAACACUGAUAUUGGCCAGCACGUUUUGAAGAACCCUGGUAUUGCAGCUGCCAUUGUGGAAAAGGCCGAGCUCAAGCAAAGCGACAUCGUCCUUGAAAUCGGUCCCGGAACUGGUAACUUGACAGCCAAGAUUCUUGAGAAGGCGAAGAAGUGUAUCGCCGUCGAAUUGGACCCUCGUAUGGCUGCCGAAGUCACCAAGCGUUUCCAAUCCACCCCAUACCAAAAACGCCUAGAAGUUAUUCUUGGAGACGUGAUGAAGACGGAGCUCCCAUAUUUUGAUGUCUGCAUCAGUAAUACCCCCUACCAGAUUUCUUCUCCUCUCACAUUCAAGCUUUUGGCUACCUCCCCGGCUCCGCGCAGCUGUAUUCUCAUGUUCCAACGUGAAUUCGCCCUGCGAUUAUUCGCCAAGCCCGGCGACAAGCUCUACAGUCGACUCUCUGUCAACGCGCAAAUGUGGGCCAAGAUCGACCACAUCAUGAAGGUUGGCAAGAACAACUUCAAGCCCCCGCCCCAGGUCGAGUCUAGUGUCAUCCGAAUGGUUCCCAAGAACCCACGGCCGCAGAUCAACUACGAGGAAUGGGACGGACUGCUGCGCAUCGUUUUCGUGCGUAAGAACAAGACCCUCCGGUCUAGUUUCAUUGGAACUCAAAGCAUCAUGGAAAUGCUAGAAGGCAACUACCGAACAUGGUGUGCGCAAAAUGACAUCCCCGUUGAGGAUGGCCCGGUUGAGGUUGCCAAUGACGAUGCGAUGAUGGAUAUGGGCGAAGAGCAGGAGCAGGCUCCUGAGGAGCCCGCCGACGAGGUCAUGGACAUGGAUGACGACGAUGUCCCUGACUUCUUCAAGGAGGAGACCAACGCUCGUAUUGAAGCAGCGCUUAAGAACGGAGCUUCGCGCAAGAAGCGGGGCAAGGUUGCAGAACUUGUCCGUGAAAAGGUGCGCCAGGUCUUGGAGGAUGACACUGACCUCGGAGAGAGACGUGCGAGAAUGUGUGACGAGAACGAUUUCUUGAAGUUGCUGUGGGCAUUCAACCAAAAGGGAAUUCAUUUCAACUGA
Messenger RNA from Penicillium nucicola, 1149 nucleotides. Its product is annotated as dimethyladenosine transferase. NCBI's taxonomy places the organism in Eukaryota, Fungi, Ascomycota, Eurotiomycetes, Eurotiales, Aspergillaceae. The record is from RefSeq and is a predicted model, not a curated record. The transcript has 5 exons. Gene Ontology annotation, biological process: rRNA methylation. Gene Ontology annotation, molecular function: rRNA (adenine-N6,N6-)-dimethyltransferase activity. Bases 1 to 1149 code for a protein of 382 amino acids. Gene Ontology annotation, cellular component: mitochondrial matrix.